UGCGUCAGAAGCAACACGUUUCAACACAGGGCAGCUUUCAUCCGCAGACGCUGUUUACAUUCAUGAUUUAACCGCAUUUCAAGGCACUUUCCUUCGCAUUUACUCAUCACGUAUUUUCGCAGACUUUUGUCCCGGGUUGUCUGCUCUUCCAACAUGGGGAAAAGAAGCAGACAGCGGCAGAAAAACAACCAGUCUGCUGGGAGAGACCGCAGAGACAACGCUGGAUGGGGAGCUGGAUAUGCUGAUAUUGUUAAAGAGAAUAAGCUUUUUGAGCACUACUACAAGGAGCAGGGCCUGGUGCCUGAGGGAGAGUUUGAUGAGUUUAUGGAAGCAAUGAGGGAGCCCCUGCCUGCAACAAUCCGCAUCACUGGGUACAAGAGUCAUGCUAAGGAAAUCCUCCACUGUCUGAAGGACAAAUACUUCAAGGAUAUUCAGGAGCUAGAUAUUGAUGGGCAGAAGAUUGAAGCUCCCCAGCCACUAAGCUGGUAUCCUGAUGAACAGGCCUGGCAUACCAACAUGAGCAGGAAGAUCAUUAGGAAGUCUCCACUGCUGGAGAAGUUCCACCAGUUUCUGGUUAGCGAGACAGAGUCGGGGAACAUUAGCCGUCAGGAAGCCGUCAGUAUGAUCCCCCCUCUCCUUCUGAAGAUCGAACCUCAUCACAAGAUCCUGGACAUGUGUGCAGCACCGGGGUCAAAGACAGCCCAGCUCAUUGAGAUGCUCCACGCUGACAUGGAAGUGCCAUUUCCAGAGGGCUUUGUAAUUGCCAAUGAUGUGGACAACAAGCGCUGCUACCUACUUGUACACCAGGCAAAGCGUCUGAACAGCCCCUGCAUCAUGGUGGUCAACCACGACGCUUCCUGCAUUCCAACACUACAGAUUAACUCGGAUGGCAAGAAGGACAUUCUCUUCUACGACCGCAUCCUGUGUGAUGUUCCCUGCAGUGGAGAUGGCACCAUGAGGAAGAACAUAGAUGUGUGGAAGAAAUGGACGACAAGCAACAGCCUUCACCUCCACGGCCUCCAGCUGCGUAUUGCAGUGCGUGGUGUCGAACAGCUGGCUGUGGGAGGGAGGAUGGUCUACUCCACCUGUUCACUCAACCCUAUAGAGGACGAAGCUGUCAUCGCAGCACUGCUGGAAAAGAGCGAAGGAGCUCUCGAGCUGGCUGACAGCUCAGCUGAUCUGCCAGGGCUGAAGUGGAUGCCUGGGGUCACUUCCUGGAAGCUGAUGACCAAAGAGGGACAGUGGUACUCAGACUGGUCUGAGGUUCCUACUAGUCGCCACACACAGAUCCGUCCUACCAUGUUCCCACCAAAAGAUGAGCAGAAACUGGCCAGUAUGCAUCUGGAGAGAUGUAUGAGGAUUCUGCCACAUCACCAGAAUACUGGAGGUUUCUUUGUGGCUGUAUUGGUGAAGAAAGCCCCAAUGCCUUGGAACAAAAGAUAUCCCAAGCUGAGGAAGGACGUGUCGUCCAGUGCGGCGGCCCAGACUGGAGGGCCUCCAGCGGCCGCAGACGUUGCCUGCCUCCCUGAGGGCUCUGUGGAGGAGGAGGGGGAGAGGGGAGGCACAGAGGCCAAAGGAGAUGAGGACGUAGAAGAACAGGCACCCAAAGGAGCCUCUGCUGCCCAGGAGGCUGGUGCUAAACAAGAUGGAGUUUGUGGACCUCCAUCCAAGAAGAUGAGGCUGUUUGGUUAUAAAGAAGAUCCUUUUGUGUUUCUAACUGAAGAUGACCCCGUCUUCACCACUAUACAAUCCUUCUAUAAUCUGUCUCCGGAUUUCCCCAAACUCAAUGUCCUGACGAGAACGCAUGAAGGAAAGAAGAGACAUCUGUACAUGGUGUCCAAAGAGCUCCGCAAUGUGCUGCUCAAUAACAGUGAGCGUAUGAAGGUCAUUAACACGGGGGUGAAGGUGUGGUCUCGCAACAGCGAUGGAGAAGAGUUUGGGUGUGCAUUCAGGCUGGCUCAGGAGGGUAUCUACACUCUUCAGCCGUACAUUCGCUCCAGGAUGAUCACAGUGAGCGUGGAGGACAUCAAAGUGCUGCUGACACAGGAGAACCCCUUCCUCAGUAAACUGGAGGAUGACGCUCAUGCCCAGGCCAAGAACAUGGGAAUGGGUAGCAUCGUACUGAAGUACAUUCCAAACCCCAAUAACCCAGCGGAGCCUCAGUGUCCCAUCCAGCUGUGUGGCUGGAGGGGAAAGACGUCUAUCCGCGCCUUCGUGCCUCGCAACGAGAGGUUCCAUUACCUCCGAAUGUUAGGAGUCGAGGUGUUCAGAGACAAACAGGGCCUGGGGCUGAAACCCAGAGAUGGAGCAAAGGAUGCUGAGGAGGAAGGAGCGGCAGAUAAUGAGGUAGAGGUGGACUUUGAGAAUGGUGAUGAAAACACAUCGUCAGAGCCAAAGACCGACAACAGCAAACACGAGAUGAGCUGAGGAUGUGGAGACGGCAGGAGGAGGUUGACUGAGGGUCUGUCAGCUCUAAGAGCUGUUGACCAGGUCCAAGAUCACAGUAUGUGGCAGAGGAGGAUGGUUUGCAUCUUCACUUCAGUUUAACACACUGCCACUGUAGAAGGACUCCCUCUUACAGAAGGACUCUGAGGGAUUUUAAGGAUGUUUUUCAUGUUUUGGAUCCAGUCUGGGAGUCUGCAUUUUAGUUGAAAGGCUUAUAUUAUUUUAUAGAACUGUUUUGGUUUUUUUUUUUUUUUAUGUUUUAACAAAUUUAUUCCACUGUUCAAGUGGCUUGAAUCUUGUUUCAAUUGAGCAUGUUUAGAAAGGUUUUAUUAACUGCCAUCUCAUUUUCUACACCUGUACUGAAGCAGAAAUAUACAGUUGAUUAAAUUAAAAGUGAGAAUGGUUAACUGUG
Messenger RNA from Sphaeramia orbicularis (orbiculate cardinalfish), 2857 nucleotides. RefSeq names its product NOP2/Sun RNA methyltransferase 2 (gene nsun2). Gene Ontology annotation, biological process: tRNA methylation. Lineage: Eukaryota; Metazoa; Chordata; Actinopteri; Kurtiformes; Apogonidae. Gene Ontology annotation, molecular function: tRNA binding; tRNA (cytidine-N5)-methyltransferase activity. Gene Ontology annotation, cellular component: nucleus; cytoplasm. The transcript is spliced from 19 exons. The record is from RefSeq and is a predicted model, not a curated record. The coding region runs from base 154 to 2427 and encodes 757 amino acids.